AUGAUCGGAAUUGCCCCACUACAUGGAUAUUCUGGGCGGCUAACUUACGAUCUCAGUGAUGCAAUUAACCUGGGCAUCCAGUACGACAGGCUCGACGGCCUGUGCGGUCGGAUGGAGCAGAUGAUAACACGGCUCUCCACCGCCGUUGAAGGACUCGAAGAGAUGCCCAAGGCAACCGAUCAGGCCUCACCACGACGCCCAGCGAGCAGAGUUCGAACUUCAAGCUUGUCCGACCGGGAAGGCAGCAUUGCGGAUGGAGACUCGGAUGGAGACCAUACGACCAUUAAUCCAAUGGAAUCUGAGGAUAACGUGCCCGAUAUAAGUCUCGCAGAAAUAAGCAACCUCAUACCAGAUGCGAGCAACACUUAUAGGUACAUUGGCGGCGCAAGCAACACGCUCGCUGUGAAUAUCUUUCAAAAUUACAGAGCAUGUCAGACAGCGAGUGUUACCACCCCGACGUUUCCUGACUUGUUGGCCUCCUCAUUGUUUGGGGCGAACGAAGCCACGCCGCUUCGCAGUUACGAGGAGUAUCUGGGCCGUAGCCUUACAAACCAGGAGCCGAGUCCUUUUAGGUCCGUUCUCUUUGCAGUCUACGCCUGUGCUUCCAACAUGCUGGCCGUUCCUCGCCAGAACCAGGAGGACACCAAUGGGAGAGACUAUUUUGAAGUUUCUCUCCUUGACCAUUAUCGGAAUUUAGGCCGCGGCGGGCUGGAAGAAAUCCAGUGCCUGGCCAUCCUCGCCACAUGCGCUGCUAGUUGGAACCGCCUCACCGAAGGAUGGAGGCUUGCCGGCCAAGCCGUCCGGGCGACCCAGGAUCUGGGCCUCCACAUAAAUUUCGCAGGUAGCGAGCAGGACCAGUCACGGUCACGUGUGUGGUGGUGCGUGUACACGUUGAAUAGCUGCUUGUCGACCUGUCUCGGCCGGCCGACAGGUAUACUCGAUUCCGAAUACGAUUGCCGACUUCCCGAGAUCGCCGAAGAUACCCCCACGACCCCUAGUACUAGGAGUCCUUUAGGGGAAGGCCUCGCGAGAAGCGAGUCGCCGCCGAUAGCUGGUUUCGUCGCCCUAGCCCAAGGUUGCCGCAUCCUAGAUACAAUCAGCUAUUCCACCAAGGACCGACUACGAGAUGCUCAGGGCCACGACCUUGAACACUACUGGAUAGGAGACAACCAAGCUGCCAUGCUGGAAACACAGCUCUCCGAAUGGGUUCGGGAAAAGAUCCCGGCAUGGGUAAAAUUCGCAGCCAACGAGCCAGAAAAGCAUGGUGGCGUAGACCUAGCGAUGUGUACGCUCACCUUCAUGCUCCACGCCAUCGCUGUUAUCAACUUGAAUCUUCCACUCAUAGAAGUAUGGGAUAUCGAUGCCACCAUGUUUGAAACCGAAGACGUUGGUGCCGGCGGCAGUGUGUGUAAAGUCAUCACAGCCGCUAGAGGCAUCGUCAGGGGCUCCGAGCUUAUCAGCUCAAAUAUACCCCCAUCCCACUAUCUUGCGUUCUGCGUACAUGUUCUCUACCUAUCAGGUUUUGUUCUCUUUCCAGGUAUCACGUAA
This is a messenger RNA of Scedosporium apiospermum, 1548 nucleotides long. RefSeq lists its product as uncharacterized. The transcript is spliced from 5 exons. Gene Ontology annotation, biological process: DNA-templated transcription. Bases 1 to 1548 code for a protein of 515 amino acids. Lineage: Eukaryota; Fungi; Ascomycota; Sordariomycetes; Microascales; Microascaceae. The record is from RefSeq and is a predicted model, not a curated record. Gene Ontology annotation, molecular function: zinc ion binding; DNA binding.